Dermacentor albipictus is the source of this 8483-nucleotide messenger RNA. The record is from RefSeq and is a predicted model, not a curated record. Lineage: Eukaryota; Metazoa; Arthropoda; Arachnida; Ixodida; Ixodidae.
CUGUUGUAUAUUUUUUCUUUCCAGCGCGCACCGACCUCCAUUGUUGGCCCUGCGACGGAAGUAAGCGUAGGCAGACUGAUCGAGUGCGUUAGCGGAGCAGAUCGAAUGUGUUAUUAGGGACGAGAACUUGUGAUGCCGUGCUGCUGCGCCUUCGGUUGCCGCAACAGAAACACCGACGGCAAAAGGCUUUUUGCUUUGCCAUCCGGCGAGCGCAACGCACAAAGAAGAAAAGUGUGGAUACAGAGGAUCGGGCGGGCUUACUUCGAGGAAGUGGCCAAACACGCACGGCUUUGCGAAGAUCACUUCACUGAAGAUCAGUUUGAACCGCAAAUCCUUCAAAAAAGCGGCAUUAAAAAGUUGAAGCAGGAUGCAGUGCCGAACAUCUUUGUACACAAUAAGCAGCCUAAAUUGAGGAAGCCACCAGCCCGCUGUGCAGUAACUCAAACAACUCUGCACACACUUAGUGGCACGCAUCUCGAAGUUCAAGAUACUGAAGGUUCAGAAUCUGAUGCUUUCCUGUCUACUGAAACUUGUCACGAACCAUCAUGUGUUACAUCCAGUAAUGGCUUUGAAACACACGACCACAACAGCUCCGUUCAAGAUGAGGUGCCCGUGUGCAGCCCCAUUUCUGAAGUGCCUCUAAAUGACACCCCCUCCACCUCCGAUGGCUUUCCUACAGAUGAAAGCAACAUGCCUGGUUCUUCGUGGCGAAAUGAGGGACGGAAGCCAACGUAGAAGUGUCUGGCGUAAACCUGGUAAUUGAAGCGGCUGAACAACUGGACAAUAAGGUGACUGCCUGCAGCCCCAUUUCUAUUGAAGCGCCUCUAAACAACACCCCCUAUGCCUCCUAUGGCUGUGAGUUUACUACAGAUGAGAGCAUCAUGCCUGGUUUCUUAUGGCGAGAAAUGGAAGCCAAUGUAGGAGCGUCUGGCUUAAACCUGUUAAUUGAAGCGGCUGAGCAACUGCACACAGUUCCAGACAUGCCACUUCCUAUCGCAGUGGCUGGCUAUAUUGAAGCAAGUCAGGUGCCUAAUCAAACUGUUGCUGCUCUUCAGGAAAGGAUUGCUGAGCUUGAAGCCGAACUACAGGCCUCGCAGAGAAGUUCUGCUCUUGCACAUAAGCACAAGAGAAAAACCAGUAGUGAAAAAACCCUCAUGAAGCAGCAGCUCAGCUCUUUAAUGGCUGCUGACCAACUACUACUCUUUAUGGAAAAAAAGAGUAUGCGUGAGACACCGUGGACACAAGCAACAAUCACCAAGGCACUGAAACUUGGGCUAUCAUGCGGCUCUCAAGGAUGCAAUCUCGUAAAGGGACUAGCUGCUCCUUUGCCAGGUGUACGGACUCUACAAAGGCACCUUCAGGAUCACAAAUUCGCACCAGGCCUCCUACACGACAUUAUUCGUUCUGUCUCUCAAGUUUGGUGCUGUGGAGUACCAUAAGAAGCAUGCAGUACGGAUGUUGGAUGAAAUUCAUUUGACACCAGGCCUGGCAUACGACCCCUAUACUCAAGUUGCAAUUGGCAGGCCUUUACUUCCACUGGCUGAUGGCACCUCCCCAGUAGAUGCAGUAGCUACUCAUGCUCUGGUAUAUAUGUUAGGAGGAGUAACUACACGUUGGAAGCAAACGGUUGGGUACCAUUUCACAGGAAAUUCAUUUAGCACUGUUGCAGUAAAGAACUUUGUUUUGUCAGUCAUAGAAGAGUGUGAAAAAAUUGGCAUCAGAGUGGAUGCUGUGGUCAGUGACAUGGGUGGGGGAAAUCGGGCAUUGUGGAAGAAGUUUUGCGUAGUUGUGGGAAAAUUUUCAAGGCCUUCUGUAUCUUGUGCUCACCCCUGCGAACCAAGCAGAAAGCUCUAUUUCAUGGCAGAUGUUCCUCAUUUAAAAAUUUUAGGAAUCCCCUUACUCGUGGGCAGGCAAUUUUCGUUCCACCUAUUGUUUAGAAGCACAAUUUGCCCUCAGACAAAGUGAGCCUUGCUUAUGUGAAAAAAUCUUGUGGAAAUUGACUCGCAGCAGCAGCUAGAGAUUGCGGCACACUUUAAAAGAGGCAUGCUUGAAAUCGGGACACUUUUAGAAGAUGAAAGUGGGCCUGGUGUACUCGCUGUAUAAUUACGACACUGGAGCAGCUUUGCACUACCUUGUUCAGACAAGCAAGCUUUCUAAGGAAGCCUUAACAACAGCUUGGUUCUUUAAUGUAGUGUACAAGUGGUUUAAGAUAUUGACGUCCAGAACAACUAAGCUCGCAAUCAGUAAGCUGUAUGAAGUGAAAUACGAAGACAAUUAUUUUUCUGCAAGAUGUAAUCAAGCUAGUUGAAAGCCUUAAGAUUGGAGAGCGAGGAAAAACAGUAUGGAAGCUGAUUCAGACUGGUGUCGUGCUUGGCACAACUUCAGCCCUAAAAAUUCGGGAGAACUACCUCAAUGUUCGAGGUUUUCUUUUGUGCUACUUAGUCGAUUUGGGCAAGAUAGCCUAGAGAACUUGCUUUCUACACUUUGGUCAAGAAACCCAGUGCCAAAGCCACUUGAAUUCUGUUGCGCUUUCCACGUGGCAACAAUGGCCCAGUUUUUCAAACCAAGUAACAGUGGUAGUUAUAGCAACGACCUUGGUUUUGCUCCGACAGGCCUGGAGAUUGUAUCGGCAGGCUCACAGGUGCAUCGUGCACAGGGGAUUGUCGUUUUUCCUGAGGACUUGUUGGAUUUCAAUGAAUCUGAGCAAGUGUCUUUUGAUUACCUAGCAGACUAUGUCGUCAGCAGUGUCCAAAAGAACAUGACUGCCUGUAGUCAUUGUGUAGAGGCAAUCACUUGCAAAGAAGCCAGCAGUCUGACGAAGCUCAAAUCGUAUACUAAUAUUGUUACGGGGAUGUUGGGAGUAUAGAAAAAGUAUUUACGAUAUGUAUACAAAAUGAGUCGGAGUAAUUAAGAUGGCUGACCAACAACAACACGCAGCAGCCAGCGUCCCGCAAUCUCUUUCUCUCUCUUCUUUCGUCCUUCCGUAACGUGACCCGCGGGUGGUGAAGCGCCGUGUCGGCGCAUGGUAGGUAAAGAAUUGCGAGCGAAACGUGCGUGACGUCAACAGGCGUCAGACUUGAGGAUGCAUCAAAGUGUAGUGGCAAAAUCUCGUAAUUUACGUUGUUAACUUGACGUAGGAGUUCAUAAGACCCUGUGUAGCGAGGGAGAAGCUUCUGGGAGAGGCCAACCCGACGACAUGGUGACCAAAGGAGCACCUAAGCACCAGGCGCGAACUUAAAAUCGCGAUGGCACCGGUCAUAACGCUCUUUUUGUAUAUGCUGCGAAGCUAAUAAACAAGAUUUGGCGACUUGACGUGCCAUGUGAGCGCGAUCGAUGACUUCGCGAGCGUACUCAGUUGCAACACGUGGCACAGAAGGGAGGAUAGUGUCAAACGGCAAUGUGGGGUCGCGGCCAUACAAAAGAUAAAAGGGUGAAUAUCCUGUAAUGUCAUGUUGGGAUGAGUUGUAUGGGAACGUCGCAUAGGCUAGCAUGGCGUCCCAGUUGCAGUAAUCAUUGGAGAUGUACAUCGACAGCAUCUCGGUGAUUGUUCGGUUGAGAUGUUCCGUAAGGUGGUAGGUGGUGUGCAGCUUAAUCAGUAAUCAGUAACGACAGCGAUCCACUUAUUCGCUCUAGUCAUUGACGGAAAAGAGCCAAGCAGGUCAAGGCAUACGUGAAAGAACGAUUCAGAGGGAACUUCAAUUGGAUGGAGUCAUCCGACAGGUGAGGUUUCUUCCGGUGCUGACGCAAUUCGCAAGUUGUGUGAUAACGACGCACAUAGCGGUAGAGACCCAGCCAGAAGAACUGGCGUCGUACGCAAAACUCCAAGGCGUCCUGCCGUCGGUGCAUCAUGAAGUUGUUCAAGAGCAACGGAUUGCAGAUGACGAGGAAGGACAAGGAGUAACUCAUGUCCGUCAGGGUUGAUAUUGCGACGGUAGAGGAUGCCAUCGUGCAGCACGUGCCGUCAGUGCAGCCAGAUUGCACUCUGGCGAUGAUGGACUGUAAGGAUUCGUUGCAUUGUUGUUCAGCACGCAUGUUGUUCAUGUCAGUAAAAGCCGUCACGCAGGUCACCGGAUCAUGCGCAACAGGAUCAGGGGGAUCCACGGGAUGACGAAAGAGGCAGUCGCUGUCCUUGUAGAGGCGUCCAGUCUUGUAAUUGACAACAAACAAAAAUUCCUGGAGCCGCAGUGCCCUGCGACCAAGCCAUCCUGUCGGGUCCUGGAGGGAAAACAGCCAGUAAAGUGCGUGGUGGUCUGUAACGACCAAAAACAUACAGCCAUAAAAAUAUGGACAGAACUUGCCGACAACCCAAACUAAAGCCAAGCACUUCCACUCGGUGAUGAAGUAAUUUCUCUCGGCAGGUGACAGCAAGCGGCUGGCAUAAGCUAUCACGCACUCGGUAUCAUUCUGCUGUUGGGCGAGAACAGCAUUGAUGCCAUUGCUGCUUGCGUCGGUGUGGACUUCGGUCGGUGCAGAUGGAUCAAAGUGGGCAAGUAUGGGAGGGGUGGUCAGAAAUUUGAUGAGCGGCGAACGCGUGAGCUUGCUCACCAUGAGAACGGCAUGUUCUUUAGAAGAUCUGUCAAAGGCUGAGCAACGUUGGCGAAGUUUUUGACGAAACGGCGAAAGUAAGAACACAGGCCGACGAAGCAGUGCACGUCAAAACCAGAACGUGGCACAGGGGAACUGCUUACGGCGCGAACUUUUUUCGGAUCUACUUGAACACUGGAUGCGUCAACGAGGUGUCCCAACACGGUAAUCUGAUGACGCCCAAAUUGACACUUCGUGGAGUUAACUGGAGGCCGGCUUUUCGGAAGACCGCAAGAAUAACAGCGAGUCAGGUAACGUGGCUGCCGAACCUGGGAGAAAAAGCAAUAACGUCAAGGUAACAGAAACAGGUGGUCUAUUUGUAGCCUCGUAGAUGAGAGUCCAUCAUGCGUUCAAAUGUCGCAGGAGCAUUGCAUAGGUCAAAGGGCAUGACUUUGAACUGAUAUAAACCAUCCGGCGUGGUAAAGGCCGUCUUCUCGCGGUCCAUUUCAUCAACUGAAAUCUGCCAGUAGCCAGAUUGAUGGACGAGAAGUAUUUAGCUCCGUGCAAGUAGUCGAAGGCGUCAUCGAUGCGUGGUAGUGGGUAGUCUUUUCGGGUGAUCUUGUUUAAAUGGCGAUAAUCGACGCAAACACACCAGGUACGAUCUUUUUUUUUUUCACAAGGACGACAGGCAAAGCCCAAGGGCUGGCUGAUCAUUCGAUGACCCCUUUAAGGAGCAUUUUGUCCACUUCUGAUUGGAUGACUCUACGUUCAGCAUGGAAUACACGAUGGGGACGCCGAUGAAUAGGAUUCAUGUCUCCAGUGUUGAUACUGUGGUGAACAACAGAUGUAUGUGCUAAAGGCCUGUUGCCGAAAUCAAAGAUGUCGCAUUACGAUUUGAGGAGGAGACGUAUGUUCGUGGACUGUGCAGAGGUGAGGUCAGGUGCAAUCAUCUUCGCCAAGUCAUCCGUUAGGGAACCAGAGCUGCGAGCUGCAAUUGGCGCUAAGAAACCAUUCUCGGCAUCCAGACUUUCAAUGUCAAAUUUGGAAGUAUUAGAAACGCUGGCCAAGAACAUGCGGGAUGGAAGCACUUGAGGAGCCUAGGCUGAAAUUCAGAAGUGGAAGAAUGACGCUGUUAUUAGUAAUCGUCACCAGCGUAUGCGGAGGAGCAACGUUGCGGUUCAAAAGCAUGUCGAUGAUGUGGCAAAGGACAUUCACCGUCGGGAAUCUGUAGCUGUGCUGUCAAAGCGACGUAAGUGACUGCCUCAGGUGACAGACGCACAUCCUGAAGCCAACACAAGUACGGUGGAGCAGUGCUCGGAGCAUCACGACUUGAGGCAGUUCCAAAUGAAAAACGCCAGUUGCACAGUCGAUGAGAGCAGAAUGAUGGGAUAAAAAGUUCAAUCCAAGGGUAACGUCGAGAGGGCAGUUGUCGAUCACAGCAAAGAGAACAGAAGUAGGACGGCCAGCUGUACUUAAACGUGCAGUACACAUUCCAAGAACAACCAGCAUGCCGCCGUCGACCACACGAAGCACUCGGGCAGCUGCUGGGGUGAGGACCUUCUUUGAACGUCUACGUAGGCUAGCACUUAUCACAGAUACGUGGGCUUCAGUGUUGAUGACUGCUUGGACAGGUACGCCAUCUAUUUUAACAUCAAUUACACUUCUCUUUGUGGGCACAGACAGAUUUGUUGCAGUAGUAGGCAAUGCGGCACCACCUCCAGGGGCUGCAUUUCUUAGUUAUCCGAAAGCCGGCGGCCAAAAGCCACAGGGGACGAAAUGCAACGUGGCUGCAGCGAACGGGAAGACGGGCAACGUGUUUGCGGUGAACGAGACUGGUGUCUGCAUGGCGAUGGUGAGUGACUGUACCACCUGUUCCUAGCAGAGUUGUCCGCAUUUUUUGACUCGACGGUGGGGGAAACAUUGCGGGUAUUUCCAUUAAAACAGCUCAGGUUGGUCAGCGUGCGAGGUGUUGAGGGCCACGAGUUGCAACAGUAUCGGGCGACAUGACCAAUGCGGCCAAUGACAGGUGAAACAUAUCAGCUGGUCAUCCGCACUUCUCCACUCAGUCAGGUUGCGAUAACGUGGAGAGAAGUGUUGGGGUGGAACGAAAAUAGUAGAAGGGCGUUCGUUAGCUCUCAGAUUGGCGACAGCACAGACAAUGUAAACCAAUGUUUUCAAGUUCCUGGCGACUGAUGGUUUGUAUGAUGGGAACUGGAAAAGUGGUAGCAUCAGGGCUACACGAACAGAAUGCUGCAGGCGCCAUCGCAUCCAGUUCACAUUGAAUGAUUCGCACCACGUCCUCUGGUGGCGACGCAUGCUGCUGUGUGGAUUGAUCUUCACACAUCGACGUUGCGACAGUAUUGGGCAGUCAGGCGAAUGGUAGCAAGACCAUUCGAGCAGGCUUUUGGCCUGCUCGAAUUGUCAGCACUCUUUAAUGAUAGCAUCAGCUGUAGAGCAGCUUUUGCCCAUGAGCAGAUUAAACGUGUCGUCAGCAAUGCCCUUAAGCAUGUGCCCAACUUUCUCAGCUUCUGUCAUGUCGUGAUCGGCUUUACGACAAAUUGCCAGCAUGUCCUGGAUGUACGAGACAGGACUCCGUGGGGGAUUGGGCACGGGAGGCCAGUUCCUGCUUUGCGGCAAUUUUACGGCCAGCUGGUUUGCCGAACAACUCUGUCAACUUCUCUUUGCAUUGGUCUCAGCUGGUUAGCUCCUCUUCGUCGUUUUCGUACCACACCUUUGCCAUGCCUCUUAGAAGAACAGGUUAGCUAGCAUCAGCGUAGGGUCCCAUCUGUUGAGUCCACUCACACAUUCGCACCCACUUUUCAAUGUCGGUGCCAUCAGUCCCGCAGAAAGUUCCAGGAUCCUUGGUUUGCACAACGACAGCCAAAGGUGACAGCGACGUAGCUGGCAACGAUGAUGUAGGGGGCGGCAACGACGUUGAUCCCGCAUGCUCACUGUCAUUCGUGGUGCGGACGGUGAUGCGACGUCCACUGCGGACCUCCGUUUCCAGCCAUGGUACUCCGCACCUCUCGUGAAUAUGUUACGGGGAUAUUGGAAGUAUAUAGAAAGAGUGUAUUUACAAUAUAUAUACUAAAUGAGUCAGAGUAGUUAAGAUUGCUGACCACCAACAACACGCAGCAGCCAGCGUCCCGUGAUCUUCUUGCUCUCUCUUCUUUCAUCCUUCCGUAACAUUAUUAAACUCUCUGCCUUCACCUACUGUUAUUCAAUUUUUGCAAACAGCAGAGAACUUGUUUCAUGCCAACACUGAAACCCUGCUCCACAACAAACUACUUUUGGCUCAGCUUGUGGAAUCUGUUUGUAACAGUGUCACAACCGUCAACUGUUUUCCUGCAUGUCACAGAAUAGACAGAAAGCUGCUUCGAGUGUUCUUCAAAAUUAGGGAUUCAUAUUCUCCUUCGAAAAGAAAAUGAGUGAGUGGCACAAACCAGUUGUGUGGUAGUUGCAGUCUUGGCAAACAGGUAGCCACUAGAAAUGUAAAGUAAUAAGUUUCGCAGGGCAAAAUUCACUGCACUUCGCUUGAAGUUUAAUUCGAUCAGCAAGGCUGACCUACAUGUGGAAGUGGUGUGCGGUGCCAUGCAAAUGCUACAUUUCUUUUUUCUAAGGAAGGUGGGGGGGGGGUUACGUUUCAAAAAUAUCUGGAAUAUUAUUGCUUAUAUUUUUUUGCAUAUGUAUUUAGAACUUUACUACCAACUCCAUUAUAAUGCAAAAAUUGCUCUCAAUGUCUUUUUCACUUGCUUGUUUACCAAGUUUGCAUCCCUGUACCACUACAAGAAUUAGUGCAUCUGUUGCAAUCCACUUUAAUAAUUUUUUUCCUUCGGGUUUGAUUGCCUAUGCGAGCCUGACAGCUGCUCAUGGACUGUGUGUGUUUGUGCUGUAUACUUGUCUGCAAGACUGUGGUAAGCACCUUUAUUAAACCAAUUUGAGGAAUGUUUGGUCCUACA